Molecule: messenger RNA, 1611 nt
Organism: Phalaenopsis equestris
Lineage: Eukaryota; Viridiplantae; Streptophyta; Magnoliopsida; Asparagales; Orchidaceae
Product: serine carboxypeptidase-like 18
Exons: 14
Coding region: 59-1447 (462 amino acids)
Biological process (GO): secondary metabolic process; proteolysis
Molecular function (GO): serine-type carboxypeptidase activity; acyltransferase activity, transferring groups other than amino-acyl groups
Source: RefSeq, a predicted model, not a curated record
AGAAUCUUAUCAUUUACAAACAUUAUCAGCACUACAUCUCCAACCUCUUCCUUGUCCGAUGCUACCAUUUCUGCUCCUUCUAUGCGUCAGCCAAUGGCUUCUUCUUCUCUCUGCAGCGUUCAACGUGGCUAAUCUCCCGGGCUUCUUGCACCAGGGCUCGCUACCUUUUCAUUUAGAAACUGGCUAUGUAGAAGUGGAUGAAAUUCAUGGCGUAGAGUUAUUCUAUUAUUUCAUAGAGUCGGAGAGGAAUCCCAGAGAAGAUCCAAUUCUCUUAUGGCUUUCAGGAGGACCAGGCUGCUCUGCUUUCAGCGCUGUUGCUCUUGAGAUCGGCCCGUUAAAAAUCAGAUCAGAAAGGUACAAUGGAAGCUUGCCGAAUUUAGUUUACAAUCCUUACACGUGGACUAAGUUUUCCAACAUAAUUUUUUUGGAUUCACCAAUCGGUACUGGAUUCUCUUUCUCCAAUCAUCCGCUGGGGUAUGAAACUGGUGAUAAAUCUUGGUCAAAACAUGCUGUAAUAUUUCUCAGAAAGUGGUUUGCAGAUCACCAGCAGUUCCUUGCAAACCCUCUGUAUAUUGCCGGGGAUUCCUAUGCGGGAAAGGUUGUGCCUGUGAUAGUUCAUGAAAUUUUAAACGAAAAUGACCUCAAAGUGCAGCCAAAGCUUAAUAUUCAGGGCUAUAUGAUUGGUAAUCCAUCAACAGGUGACGUGAUCGAUGUUAAUUCUCGGGUACCAUUUGCUUUUGGAAUGGGAUUAAUUUCAGAAGAACUCUAUCAGGAAAUUGUUGAGAAUUGCAAAGGUGAAGACUACGAAAGUCCAAAGAAUGCUCCAUGUGCUUCCCUUAUUGAAGUCUUUAACGAGUUUAAGUCAGAGCUUAUGUUAGGAGAUAUUUUGGAGCCCAAAUGCAAUCUUGCUGCACCCAAUCCUAAAUACAUAGUUGUUAGUACAGGAAGGUCUAUUCUUCAGGAGAGCAACAAGGGUCUUUCUGGGCCUCCAAUUCCUGAAGUGAAGUGCGGAACAUACGCUCCUUAUCUCAUGUAUAUAUGGGCGAACAACCCAGAAGUUCAAGAUGCUCUCAAUGUUCAAAAGGGAAAAGUGAAGGAAUGGGUGAGAUGCAAUGAAUACUUGAAUUAUACAAAGGAUAUAAGCAGCAGCCUAAAGUAUCAUGUUAAUAUCACAACCAGAGGCUGUCGUGCAUUGGUUUACAGUGGUGAUCAUGACAUGAUUUUCCCCAUGGUGGGCACCAAACAGUGGAUAAAAUCACUCCAAUUCUUUGUCACCCAACGGUGGAGAUCCUGGCACGUGAGUGGCCAAGUUGCUGGAUACACGGAAUCCUACUCCAAUAAUCUGACCUUUGCGACUGUUAAGGGCGCCGGACACACGGCUCCAGAAUCUAAGGGACAGCAAUGUUUUUCUAUGUUUGGAAGGUGGAUUUCUAAGAGGCCACUGUGAAUGCUGCUUCACAGUUUACGAAGCAGAAAACCAUUACUCUAAUUGCACUAAAAUAUAUUAUCUAUACAAUAUUAUAUUAUUAUUAUUAUUAUUAUUAUUACUAUGCGGCAUAUUUGCGUCGUGCACUGCUGUAAUGGCUCAGUUAUUAAAAGAUUUAGUUUGUU